AGAACCCUCUGGGUUCUGGUCCGUCCUUUGAUAUUCGUUUCGGACACUCACUCAUUUUUGCUCUUCUGGCGAUGAUACCUAAGUAGUUAGAUUUGCUCCUUCUUUUAUUUUGCAGUCUCUUUACUUAUUUUUCAAUACUUAUAUUAUAACUUGGUGUCGCUUCUUCUUUAUAAGUUUGUAGUCUAAUUUAAGAUAUUUUCAUGUUGAAAUAAUUAUUUAAUUAUUCACAUUAUACGCCUAUAUUAUAGUCUGUUUUCUUAUUUAACAUUUAAUAAAUCCACACAACUCUUUUUUCUCUUGGCCGACCCCAAGUAGUGGGAUUAAGGCGAGGAAGAAGAAGAAAAAUACUCUUUUCUCCUCUAUACACCGAGGACCGUGCUUUACCGCCAAGGUAUAUCAGAAAUAAUGGAAAAAUUAAUACAAUUAACUGAAAAGUUUGGUUCAGAACCAUUUAAAGUCUGGUUAGGAUCAUCACUAGCUGUAAUUUUGUCCAAUCCUGAAGAUUUAGAAAUUAUAUUUAACAGUUCCAAAGCUUUCGAAAAAGAUCAAAUAUAUAAUUUUUUAAUAGACAUUUUAGGAGAAGGAUUGGGAACUGCUCCUGUAAACAAAUGGAAACAGCAUCGAAAAAUAAUUACUCCCAUAUUCAAUACUUCUUUCAUAAAUCAACUUUUACCAAUUUUUAAUAAGAAAACAUCAAUCUUUAUAAGAAAUCUUCAAAAAGAACUAGGAAAAACUGAAACAUUUGAUAUUUUUGAUUAUAUAAUUUCUAGUUCAAUUGAUACUAUAUGUGAAACCUCAAUGGGAUAUAACUGUAAUACGCUAAGUGAUGAUAAAUAUGUCUUCAGCAACGCAAUUAAAGAUGGCACAAAAGUUAUUUGUUCGAGAAUGUGUAAACCAUGGUUGUAUCCUAAUUUUAUUUUUAAUAUAUAUGCAAAAAUAACUGGCUGGCAUCAAAUACACAAGAAAUGUCAUGAACUACCAGAUCAAAUAAUUAAAAAAAAAAAAAUUGAAUACAUCCAGAGGAAAACAUUUGAAAAUAAAACUGUUAAAAACGAAACAAAGCGAUUAAAAGUUUUUUUGGACAUAUUAUUAGAAUUAAAUGAUCAGGGAGCAAAUUUUUCGGAUAAAGAUUUAAAAGAUCAAGUUCUUACUAUGAUGACAGCGGGUUCUGAAACAAGUGCUUUAACCAUCAGUUUCUGUAUUUUAAUGUUAGCUAUCCAUCAAGAUAUACAAGAUAAAGUUUAUAAUGAAAUUUAUGAAGUAAUGGGAAAUGGUGAUCAAACAUUAACAAUCGAAGAUACGGUUAAGUUUGUGUACUUGGAACAAUGUAUUAAAGAAACUAUUCGAUUAUACCCAAUAUUUCCCAUUAUUUUAAGACGUGCUCAAGAAAAUAUUAAAAUAACAAACCACAUCAUUCCAAAGGGCACUACUAUAGUAAUACCUUCAAUAGGUACACAUCAUCUAUCGGAAUUUUAUCCAAAGCCCUGGGAAUUCAAUCCGGAGAAUUUUGAUCCAGAGAAUGUGGCUAAACGACACAAGUAUAGUUUUAUUGGUUUUAGUGGUGGACCUCGUAACUGCAUAGGAAUGAAAUAUGCAAUGCUUUCUAUGAAAGUUACACUGUCAACAUUUUUACGAAAUUAUAGUGUACAUACAGGUUGUAAAAUGUCUGACAUUAAGUUAAAAUUUGAAGUUUUGAUGAAAAGCGUUUAUGGAUAUCCAGUAACAAUACGUCCAAGAGUGAGAACUCCAUCGUACCAAUUGAAGUUGAAAAAGAAAAAUUUAUAAUAUACAAAUCGAAGUAAUAAAAAGUGAAGUUAUAAAAUAGAAAUUUAAACAACAUUGUUUUAUUUUAGUUUUAUUGUUUGUAACACUCAUAAUGUUUAUUUUGUAGUAAUCAUAUUUUCCUAAUAAAUAAAUAAUUAUUUUUUAAUAAAUCAC
This is a messenger RNA of Daktulosphaira vitifoliae (grape phylloxera), 1938 nucleotides long. Its product is annotated as cytochrome P450 4C1-like. Lineage: Eukaryota; Metazoa; Arthropoda; Insecta; Hemiptera; Phylloxeridae. The transcript is spliced from 12 exons. Bases 406 to 1785 code for a protein of 459 amino acids. Gene Ontology annotation, molecular function: iron ion binding; heme binding; oxidoreductase activity, acting on paired donors, with incorporation or reduction of molecular oxygen. The record is from RefSeq and is a predicted model, not a curated record.